Tribolium madens (black flour beetle) is the source of this 1138-nucleotide messenger RNA. RefSeq names its product syntaxin-17. Gene Ontology annotation, cellular component: SNARE complex; endomembrane system; autophagosome membrane. The record is from RefSeq and is a predicted model, not a curated record. The coding region runs from base 177 to 1046 and encodes 289 amino acids. The transcript has 4 exons. NCBI's taxonomy places the organism in Eukaryota, Metazoa, Arthropoda, Insecta, Coleoptera, Tenebrionidae. Gene Ontology annotation, molecular function: SNAP receptor activity; SNARE binding. Gene Ontology annotation, biological process: exocytosis; intracellular protein transport; vesicle fusion.
UAGGGAAUUUGCGUUUUAUAUGUUUUAUGUUGUCACUGGUGCGACAUCUGGGCAAAACACUCUACAGAAACCAACUUUACCGACAACAAUAAUAGUUUUUUGGUUAGAAACGUCAAAAUUCUUUGUGUUGUAAUAAAAAAAAACACACAGUAAUGUGGUGAUAAAAGCGCGCAACAAUGUCGAUUUUAAACACAAGUGUUACGAAACAACCCUUGAAACUGAUCGAAGUGCCUUUAAAUAAAUUCAGUGAAGAAGUCAUUCCACACCAUCAAUUUAUUUUUGAACAACACAAAACACUAGUUCUCAAGUUGCUAUCGCAAAACAAUGCCCCACUUGUACGUCAAGAAGUGAAAAACAAAAAACGAAUCGUGAAACAAUUGAAAGAUUUAAUGUACGAAUUGGACACUUUGAGGGCACAAGUGGAAGACUCUGAUUUGGAUAAAUUUGACACCAAAACUUUAUCUUUUAGAAAAAUUAUAAUUACGUUAAUUUCUGGUUACACAGAUUUAGAAAAACGAAGUAUAGCAUUAGACAACCAAACCCAAGAUGAGGAGGAGAGACUGUGCCCCUUUGAGGGGGCCUCCCAGAUCCAGUUGCAAGACACUCUUGACGACAUUAAACUAAGACAACGCCAAGAAUUGUUAAACGAGGUUGAAACCGUUCAAAGAGACACCGAAGACUUGAACCAAAUUUUCACACAUCUCAACGAAAUGGUGGAAGGACAACGAGAGCAAGUCGAGCAUGUUGAGGAAACAAUUGAAGAAAGUAAAGAAAAUGUACAAUCGGGGUUUAAACAACUCGUCAAAGCCCACAAAUUGAAAACUGCUGUAUAUCCGGUCACGGGGGCGUUUUUAGGGUCCAUGAUUGGGGGGCCUGUGGGACUAGUCGCAGGGUUUAAAAUUGGGGGCUUGACGGCGUUAGGGUGUGCCAUUGCGGGAUACACAGGGGGGAAACUCUUCAAGAAGAAUCAUGAAAUGGAAGAAACGGAAGAGAAAGGGGAAGAAAGUGUGCAGAUGGACGAGAAACAUGAAAAGAAGGAUAUAUGACAGUGCGUCCUUUGUUAAUUAACUUAUUUCAGUGUGAUUUUUUUAGUUAUUAUUUUUAAAUGUAAAAAUUUUAAUAAAUUAUUUCAAAACAA